AUGUGGGCUAUCGACAGUGGUGCAACGCACCACAUCUGCCACAAGUUUGCAAGUUUGGCAGAGCGCAAAGGGGUCAAACUAUUGGUGGCUGAUGGCAACAAGGUGUCCGUAAAGGAUGUGGGAACUAUCAUGGAAAAAGUGGUUAUGCUCAACGGUGAAGAGGGCGAGACCGAGAUCAAGAACGCGUUACAUGUUUCAAGUAUGAGCAAGAACCUGCUUUCGGUGCCGCAGAUCAACGGGCAUGGCAAGUUCCAAGUUGUGUUUGACGGUUCCAAGUUGUAUGUAACUAUCAAGAACUCGCAGCAAGUGGUGGCGACAGCGGAUCUCGUGGAUAGACUAUACUGGCUUCGUACGACUCAGCGAUCAGCAAAUGUGACAACAAGUGGAUACAGUUGUGCUGAUCUACAUGCGCGAAUGGGUCACGCUCCAGUCGACGUACUUCGCAAGAUGAUCACGACCAUAAUGAUCAAGGAUAUGCGAGUCCCUCUCAAGUCGAGUGGAGCAACUGCAUGUCGAGGGUGUCAACAAGGGAAAAUGGUCCAAAAACCAUUCCCAAGCAAACGCGACAAGCGUAAUUACGACAUGGUACAAGCUGCUUCAUCUGGCCGUCUGUGGGCCCAUGGAAAACAAAUCGCUCGGUGGCAGCAGACAUCUGCUACUAAUCGUAGAUGA
Messenger RNA from Peronospora matthiolae, 672 nucleotides. The record is from the annotation of a GenBank genome assembly. Lineage: Eukaryota; Oomycota; Peronosporomycetes; Peronosporales; Peronosporaceae.